GUGUUUGUGUGUGUGUGUGUGUGUCUCCUCAUCAGACACACCAACGUGAGACGUGCUGGAUAACGGGAUUUGUUUUUAGCCGUAGAAAGUUUCAUUCCACGUCUCAGUUCUCGUUUGGACGCUGCACGGCGUCCAUCAUUGACAUUCCGCGGUGACCACGCCGUGUUUAUGAGUUGAGCGAGACAGAAUAGGUUUCUUCUGGAGAGUGUCCUCUUCCCCUCCCCUCGAUGAAGAGCUGCGAUGCCCUCUGAUUUUAUAUCCCUCCUCAGCUCCGACCUCGACCUCAAUUCGCCCAAAUCGCUCUACUCUAAAGAAUCGGUAUAUGACCUCCUUCCCAAAGAGCUCCAGCUGCAGUCGUCGUCCACCCAGACAGACCCAGCCACCAUGAGUCAGAAGAGUGGGGGAGAAGCGGGCCCUCCUCCAUCAGCGGCACUGGCUUCAGAUGCCACCUCUUCCACCUCCAGCCCAUCCGCUUCCUCGUCUUUGGCCAUGGGAGCACCAUGCUCUGGUCUGUCUGCGCUGUCAUCGGAGCACCUCAAGCUUCCUCAACAUCUUCAACCUGCUGCAGGGGAGGGAGCUGGGAGCUCGGAGCGUUUGGAAGGAGCGAUGGUGGUCACCAACAGAAGCAGCGGUGGAGGAAGCGCGGCAGCAGGAGAAGCAGGGUCGACAGGGAUUGGAAUCCAGCAAGCUCAGAGCACCCCAUCAAAACGAAGGCCUGUACUGAGUAUAUCUCCACCGCCAGAAGACCUGUUUGAUGACAGCCAGAUGUCCUGCCAAGAUGAGCCCUCUGUAUCUGGACUGCCGGACUCCGAACACAGCAGCAGCAUGUGGGCCGAUGAAUCUCUGUCCAACUUCAGCUUGGUUAGCUCCAUAUCCUAUAACGACAACACGGAGGUGCCACGCAAGUCCAGAAAACGGACUCCACGCCAGCGACCUGGUCCAAAGCCCACUCCUCCUGAGGACAGCAUGGAUGUCUUUGAUGCGGACAGCGCCAAGGCACCUCACUUUGUGCUUUCUCAGCUCGGGUCUGACAAAAACAGUCCAAUAGCCAGCUCUCUGGAGUCAGGAAGUGCUGUGAAAAGAGGACUGCUGACUGCUCAGUUCCCUCAAAGGAGCGAUGGGAAGGAGUUAAAGAUUAUAGUUCAGCCGGAGACGCAACACAGGGCUCGCUAUCUGACAGAGGGCAGCCGAGGUUCUGUCAAAGACCGUACACAACAAGGAUACCCCACCAUCAAGUUGGAAGGCGUGAGUGACCCAGUGGUGCUGCAGGUGUUUGUAGCGAAUGAUGCGGGCAGAGUGAAGCCGCAUGGUUUCUACCAGGCAUGCAGAGUCACAGGACGCAACACGACUGCCUGUAAGGAGGUGGACAUUGAAGGCACCACGGUCAUUGAGAUCCCCCUUGAACCCACCAAUGACAUGACACUUGCUGUGGACUGUGUGGGGAUUCUGAAGCUGCGUAACGCGGAUGUGGAGGCCCGUAUUGGUGUGGCGGGAUCCAAGAAGAAAAGCACCCGUGCCAGACUGGCCUUCAGAGUCAGCAUACCCCAACAGGAUGGAUCUGUUCUCACACUGCAGGUCCCGUCAUCACCAAUUCUCUGCACCCAGCCAGCAGGGGUGCCAGAGAUCCUGAAGAAAAGUCUCCACAGCUGCUCAGUGAGAGGUGGAGAAGAAGUGUUCAUCAUAGGAAAGAACUUCCUCAAAGGAACCAAAGUUGUUUUUCAGGAAAACGUUGCAGAUGACUCGUCCUGGCAAGCUGAGGCAACUAUAGACAUGGACCUUUUCCAUCAGAACCAUUUAAUAGUGACCGUCCCACCGUUCCACAACCAGUCGAUCUCAUCUCCGGCUUCCGUGGGAAUCUUUGUGAUGACCAACGCAGGAAAAUCUCACGAGCCGCAGCCGUUCACUUACACUCCAGACACAGCUAACGACCCAAACGCCACCGUUAUCAAGACAGAGGCCGCUUCACUCGUCAACACCUGCAUAUUCGAUGUCCAGAUCAAAACCGACUUGAGUGAGAACCCUGCUGAGCCUUGCAAACGCCAAGACGACACGCCGAUGGAGGUGUCCAGCAAUCCACCGCCCUCAGAUGUUUUUAAGCCGUCCUCCGACCCACUGGCCUCUGUACAGCAGACAUUGGAAAUGACCUCUAGUCCAGGGGGCGACACGUUCCAGAGUUCCAUUCCCCUACAGUCAGAGGACGUAGAGCUCCCGCAGGCUCUUCCUGUGUUCCAAAACCUGGAGCCUCUGGGCACCCUUCAAAAGCAAGAUAUUGUACCUACAGCAACCUUCCCAGUGGCUGGAGAUCCAACAAUUCCACCUGUCACCCCAGAGGUUCCUCAGCAGUUCCUCCGAGACCCACAGGAGAGCCUGCCUGCUGAAGCUUCCAACAGCAGUGGAGCAGUUGUAGUUGUCACUAUGCCUCAAUUAUCUUCGCCCUCUCAGCAACAGGCCCAACCAUCUCCAGUUCCAUUAUUCCCCCAGGAAGAAGUGAGCCAACUAGAGAUGGCCGUUCGGGAAAUCCGUGCCGGAAAUAACCCAACUCUCCAGCAGGUUUUGGAGGCAGCACAGCAACAGCUGAACUCGGUUCUGUACAGCCCCACGCCCUCCGCGGACUCCCUGCAGCAGCACGUACAGGAGAACAUGAACAGCCUUCGACUGGGGAACACAGAGAAUUCGCUCUCGCCGCAGCAGCAGCUGCAGUUGCAGCAGCAUCAGCAGCAAAUACAACAGCAGCAACAGAUGCAACAACAACACUUGCAUCAGCAGCAACAAAUACAGCAACAACAACAAGUACAACAGCAGCAGCAACAGAUACAACAACAAAUGCAGUUCCAACAGCAUCAACAGUUGCAGCAGCAGCAGAUCAUUGACAGCCUUCAACAACAGCAACAGCAGCAGCAGCAGCAACAGCAGCAGCAGCAGGUUAUGGGAUCCAUCCAGAUUCAACAACAACUCCUUCUUCAGCCUCAAGACCAACAGCAACUGCAACAACAACAAAUCAUCGAGAACAUUCAACAGCAACAGUUGCAACAAAGUCAGCAACAAGUCUUGAACAACAUCCAGCUUCAGGAUCAGACACUUAAUUUGCAACAGCUUCAGCAGCAGAAUCAAAGCUUAAACAACUUGCAGGAGCAGCAGGUUCUGGAGAACCUACAGCAGCGCCUCCAGGCCGAGCUGCUGCAGCCUCAGAUCCACCAGGCUCCUCAAGUACAGCAACCCGUUUCCAUUCUGCAACAAGCCGGCGAGCUGCUUACCAUUCAGACCAGCUUCCCAACGCCGCCUCCGUCUCACACCUCUCCCCCCCAGCAGCUCUUCCAGUCCCCAAGACCCCUUGAAGAGACCCAGAGCGCCCAGCAGCAGCAGGUCCAGGCUGCUCUCAUUCACAACAGGCUUUCGGUUCUGACCAGUGGCGGUCUUAACUCAGAGCAGCAGUCUGCUGGCUCAACUCUGUACAUGACCACCCAAAACCCACAGUCACACCAGCAGCCACAGCUGGCGUUCAUCUCAUCCAUGGACACCUCCUCGAGUCAGACCCAACCCGUUGCAGUGUUCCAGAACCAGUCACCAGCUCAGAUAUCCCAAAUACAACAACAGAGCACUCCCAUGGAGCAGCAGCAGUCUCCCCACCAGAACCAGCAGCAGCCGGCGCAGAUGCCAAUCAGCCAACAAGGCUCUUUGUUCCAAAGUCUCCAAACCCACUCCCAGGGAAACCCAGUCCCCCAAGCCCAAACCACCGGCUUGCUCCUCUGCACCGCAGACCUAAAUCCACAGGCCAUCGCUCCAACAAUCCUCUUCAACACUCGGUCACAAGACCCCUCUGCUAUGGAAAGCAUGAAUGUUGGAAUUCCCCAAACUGAGACCACAGAGCCAAUGUCCUUCCAGGACCAGAGCUCUUCAGGCAGCAGCUCCACGUCAACCCAGAACCAGGCGCAGAACCUGUUCCAGGAACAGCAGCCAAUGCAAGUUGGCUUGAGCACAAGCGGCGUUCCCAACAGUCAACCCGUGGAGCUGUUCCUGCCUCAGACGUCUCUGUCCAGCAUUCACAGCACCAUUGGCUCCCAGGAGCUGAGCAGCCAGGCCACGGCCCCCAACACCACCAUCUUUGUUGUGCAGGGAGGGGUUAGCGUGGUCGCAAGUCCUGGCCAGCAGCCUCCGGAGCAGCUUUUCCAGACCGCAGUCGGGGGGAACGUCGCUCCACAGGGACCGCCCAACCUGUUUGUGUUUGGCAUCCAGAACGAAACCCCACAGCUCCUCAACUCCUCUGGACCAAGCUUACCGUCUCAGAAUCAGGCCCAGAACUCUGCUCACAUGCAGCCUCUGAUGGACCAGUCUAUAUCUCAGGCUGCGACCCAAAUCCCAGUGGCCAUGCACAGCAACUUGCAGAACUCCCUUCAGGCACAAUUACAGUCGAGCUUGGAGAACGCCAUGCAGACCAACACGCAGACAGCUCUGCAGGCCACCAUGGAGAGCGGCCUGACGACCCCCAUGCAGACCAACCUCCCCGCACAGAUACAGGGCAGCUUACAGAAUUCUCUGCAGGCCACAUUAUCGGCAUCGUCCAACAUGGACAAGAUCGAGGACAUCCUGGAAAGCUUGCAGAAGCAGUGACGAACACGAGUCGUGAGUUUUAUAGCUGAGCAGCAAACAUCGCAGUGACACUUGGUGAAAGAGAAAAUGAAAUAUUUAAAACUCCUUUUCCUUAGACCCCCAAAUUUAAGCCCAUGUAUCUCAUUUUAUAUAAAUAUUUAUCAUAAGUUAUGGUCUUCGUACAGCCAGUCCGCUUUAGUUAAGUCUCGGAAGCCGGUGGUUCCAGCGGCUUCAUCCGUCAGUCUCCAAGAUGCAGUGUUCCGUGUUGAAGAUGAGCAGCAGAGAGUCUAUUUUAAUCAGAUAUUAACUGAAUGUUGGUAGAGGAGCUGGGUUCUCUAGAGGGGCUUUAAAACUGCAGCGUUUCAUUUCUGCCUGAUUCCUGUGGGGAAAACACUUUGAGCACAACAGGUCUAUUUCAUGCACAGACACAAAGGUUGACCGUCACUCGCAACAUUAGCACUUUGAAUCGUCAUCUCCGCUGAGAACACUGAAUUCACACGAGGAAGAUGUUUAGAGGGACAACAUUGAUCACAUAUUCACAAAUGUAUACCAUUCACUGCGAUAGUCCUUGUGUGUUGCUUAUUAAAGAUGUGUGGUAUUGUAGCAUCGGAGACAAAAAACCUAGCUUUAAAUUCACUUUUUGGAAAGGUGGAAGGGCAACCAGCACCCAAUUGUUACUGUCUUCCCUUUAGCAGCGGCUGUUUACAUUGUCUCUACAGCCAGCAGAACACACAGUAGUAAGAGUUGUCAUUGGACAAAAGUCAACUAGCUGGUCUGAGCAACUAGCAAUCUGAGUCCACCGAUUAAAGUAGGAUCUAAUGUACUUAACCCUUAUUUAGCAGAGUGAACCCUGAGAUGUUCCAAGGCUGGGGUUGGUUUCUGCCACUAAAACACCAAACAGGUUUUGACUUUUCAGAUGGCGCUCCGUCCUCACAUCAGCUCUAAAGCCAAAAGUAGUGAUGCAAAAUGUAUUGGUCCUUUGUUUCUGAGGAACUGUGUUGGAUUGUUUUGGACAUUUUAAAACUCAGUUGCAAAUAAAGGAACAUGCUAUUCAAGUGGGAAAUUUGAUGGAAGAAUUCACCGUGGAUUUGAAAGGAAGCCCGAGGUGAAUGUCGUUGAUGUUUGUUGUGGUGCUCAAAGAUGAUUUCAGUUCAGGACUGAGGCAGAACUUUGGCGCCGUAGAGACCAGAUUGUCUCUGAGAGUCACGUAGAACAAUUAGAGAAGAAAACGUUCUAAACUUAUUUUCCAAUGGAGAACAAAGAAUGAUCCAUCUGUUACAAGACCUGGAUUUACUCUGAGAGUAACACAUUAAAUUAAGUAUAUUUCUAGAAUGUCGCGCCCCCCCCUCCCCUAAUCGGCCCUGGCACGGCGGGAUUAUCACUGCACUUUGUUUGGAUGCUAAAAAAAAUGACAUUUUGGAUCAAAACGAAGAGGGAAUAUUAUUAUGACGGUGGUCUUUGUCUCUAUGGGGUGUUUAGUGCGUGCAACUAUGAAGUCGUUUUUUUUUUUCUUGUUGUUGUUUUGGAGAUUUUAAGUGAUAUUCCCAAUUUCAGUGUGGACAGAAGUGAGCUGUCGUGUGGUUUUAUAAACAUUUUAUCUGAAGCACUUUAUAACCUCGUUUUGUGUAACCAGCUAAUCCUUAUAUCCGUCCACAACUCUUGUCUGGUUUCCACGUUCGAGUCGGUUCAUGGCAACGUGUGCAGAACGCCUGUUUGAAGCGCUCUUUGUAUCCAGUCAGCGGUCCAGCGAGUCUGUCCAGAAGACGCAGGGAGUUCCCACAGAGGCAGCGUCGGAGCGGUCAGUGGGGCUUUUGUGUGGCCAAACACUUCAGAUUACACUUCUUUGUGCAUUCAGGUGAAGGAUUUCAUCGACUUGUUCUUUGUAGCUCUUAGAUUCCGCCGUUUGUGUGUCGUUCUGGCUGGCGCCCUGUGAAGUCCAGCACCGGUCUGGAUAUGUGUGAAGCGACUCGCAAAUGAACCUGUUACGCUGCCAUUCAAAUCUAAGGUGCUAUGACCAGGAGUGACGGAAACUUCUGAGGUGACAAAGACGGUUUCUUCUUAUAUAGCACUGGUGUUGUUUGUUUCUAGAGCUGGCUGUUGUCGUGGGGUCAGUCUGGACGCUGCCAGACAUACCAAAGCUCCCGUUGUUGUCAUCGCUGCCAUCUUGUCUCGUGAUAUGAUGUUUACUUAUUUCUACUAAAUUAUGCAGCUCUUUCACUGAUGGCAGGUGGGCGUUCAUGAGAGGGUACUUUGUUUCCCCAGGGCAGAUUUACUUUUCCACCCAUUUGAUACAAUUCUGCUGUAUUUUCCAUAUCUUAUUAGCCAAUUUGACACCAUCGGAAGAACUCCAAACGUUUUUAAAAUCGGCUGAGAAGCGUCGCUAACAUCCACAUUUGUUUACAUUUUUCAUAGCUACUUCUUGUCCUGCAGCUGUUAGUGAUCCAUUUUUAAAGUAACUUAUCUUUUAUAGACUUUUGUAUCCAUGUAUCGAAAUGUAGAGUAUUUUUGUACAGUUUGGUUUUACAGCUCAUAGCACAGAACGUCGGCGUUUCCCGAAAGAAGACAAGCAGGUUCGAGGGCAACCGAAGUCGCCUUUCUCAGUUUGAAUUAGCACACGUUCAGGGACGCAACUGAGCGCUGCACUUACACGCAGGUCGGGGAGAGACGGUGUUUCCCUGACUGACUGAAGGCUUACCCAAGCUCUGCUACUGCACUUUAAUAUUGAGCGGUUUGACUUCAAAUCCAAAUUUCUGUGAAGAUUUUAUCAUGUACUUCAAAGUCUGUCUCAAUUGAAAGCUCCUUUGUCACUGUACUUUUCACUUAAAACGCAUCUGUACAUUUAAAUUCACUGUAUUUUUACACAUUUUCUUCCCCAUAAAUCUAUGUGUGAUAUUGGCGUGUAAACAUAAAGUCACUCUUAGCCGGUCAUAUUUUGAUUUUUUUCUACUUCGUUUGGGAGAUAGUCACACUUGGUUGUACAACAUUAGAAUGGUGACAAGGAUGGACACGACUGAAGCAGCCAUGAUAUCAUCAGCGAGACGGAAUUUUUAAAUUCCCUCGGAACAGGAAGGAUAAAUCGAUGUGAAGCAGAACAGCGUCCUUGGAAGCGUGCUGCCUUGCAAAAUGAGAAACGCUGGAGCCAAGAUGGCUUCUCCUGCUCGAGCAAUAGAGUGAGCUGAAGACAGGUGUUUGGGGGGGGGGUUUAUGUGUUGGUCACAUAUCUCAAAUGGCACUUUGACUCAUCCAUGAACUGUAGAUCAGGCGGUCGUGAGCAUUCCAUAAGGGGAGGAGUGAAAGAAAGCACAUGACGUGGGAGAGGACGUGUGCAUCCGCUUGCCUCCUGAAGCCAUACCAACACAGAAAGUCAUCCUGUGACUUCAGCUUUAUGAAUGUAAUUUUUACCUCACGGUGUGGACCAAUUAGAUUCAGAGAGCAUCUAUUUUGAGGCGCGGCAGGAGUGGCACCACCGUCGGCUGUGGUUAUCCGUCAGUUUUGUGGUGUGAAGUCAUUUUUUUUUUUUUUUUUUCCGAGCCACCCGGGACGCGCAGAGGAACCCUCCACCCGGCAGAGAAGAAUAAAUGGAUGAUAGCACACAGACUCGUGUCCCUCAGUUGUGUACGUGAACAUCCGUGUAUAUUUAAAUGUGAAGUAUACUGCAGGGGUAUACAUUUCAAUGGUGACGCUUUCAAAAGAACUUUGUGUGCCUUGAUAACCGUUACUUUGCUUUACCGGUGUCCCACCGAGUCAUCGCUAUUCGGCUCUGUUCCACUCAAAUCAGCGCCCGCACUAUUUCGACUCCUUUACCAACAAUUGUGAAGUGAAUCAGUAGAAAACGUAUAUUUUUUCACGCCUCAUGAGAUUUGUACCUGUGAGGUCAAAGGGACGAGAUUGUUUGAAUGGAAAGCUUUCUUGUGUUGAUGUGCUUGUCAACAUUACUAGUGUUGCUGUGAACUGCGUGACUAAAACAGAGCAGCCGUGAUGAGGUCACUAUACUUGCCAAUAGUGUGAGCUGUAUCCGUGUGUAAUCAGUUUACUCACCCUUCCCUGGUUUGUUUCGCUCUCAUCCUCCCUCGGUCGGGUUGUAUCUGUUCUAUGUAGCUUGAGCUUUAGUAUCUAGCCUUACAACCCUGCAGUAGGGACAAUGGUUGACCCCCACCCCCCCUCCUCUCCCCAGUGUGAUUAUCAAACAUCUGAACUAUUAUUAACAUGUACUUUGCCUUGGUCUGGACAUUUGUAUACUUCAGUUUAUAUCUGUAAUCCUGCUGCUACAUUAAAUCAAUUAAUAAAACCUGCUUCUGUUGCCAUGUUUGAAGCUGAAUUUAGACGGUAGAGUGGUGACCAAGAUCUUCGGUUGAGAUAAAAAUCAGAUUUUUUUUUUUUACAUUGUGAGAAGAUCUGAACGCAAUUGAAACGGGGAAAAGGAGAUCAGCUCUGACUGGCACAACAUUGGCUUCCAUGUCUGUCUGCUUGGUUUCUGAAGUUGCCAGCGUGGUCAACUUAACAUUACAUUGACUGUUAUGAGGGGCCGUCAAGCCAAAAGACGAGUUGAAAAUGUAACUUGAAUUUUGCCUCCGAAAUAUAAAACUAGGAAAAUUUUUAUUCUGUCAUCACUUAUAGGAAUAUCUGUUUUUUUCAGUGGUGAAUAACUUUGUAACACAACUGCAGGUAAAACAUGUAUAACAAGAUAGAUUUUUACAUAUUUGUUUACUGUGAAAGAAAAGACAUACUAUUAAAAUGAGCAUUGCUAACAAUUAUUUUAUUUAACUUUUCAUUUAACUACAGAGAAGGUGAAAAUAGACACACAAUGAGGGAAAUAAAGACCUAAAGCUGAGCUAUUGUUAUCUUGUGUCUGCAGUGCAAGAAGUGAGACAUGACCAAUGAAAUUAGAAUGAAAUAUCUUGUUUUUAGUCGACAAAUGUGUAGGAAAUCUUUUUUUAAAAAUCGAUAUAUAUAUACUGCCUGGCCAAAAAAAAGUCGCCACCAAAAAAAGGG
Synchiropus splendidus (mandarinfish) is the source of this 9579-nucleotide messenger RNA. RefSeq names its product nuclear factor of activated T cells 5a (gene nfat5a). Bases 241 to 4608 code for a protein of 1455 amino acids. The record is from RefSeq and is a predicted model, not a curated record. The transcript is spliced from 12 exons. Gene Ontology annotation, biological process: cytokine production; regulation of transcription by RNA polymerase II; calcineurin-NFAT signaling cascade. Gene Ontology annotation, cellular component: transcription regulator complex. Gene Ontology annotation, molecular function: RNA polymerase II cis-regulatory region sequence-specific DNA binding; transcription factor binding; DNA-binding transcription factor activity, RNA polymerase II-specific. Lineage: Eukaryota; Metazoa; Chordata; Actinopteri; Syngnathiformes; Callionymidae.